AUGUCAUUCCAACCUCCAUCACCAAGCUCAUCAUCCACCUCAUCUCGUGGUCGAUACACAUUCAACACUGAUGAGAAGCAAAAGAGACAGGGGAACGUAUCGAAACAUCCUUAUAUGACUGAGUAUCGUGAGAGACAGGGAUCAGCGUCUGACGAAAGUACAGGUCCUUACGAUCAUCUCGCCCAUCGACCACGUAAGAGUUUUCUCAAGAAAUUGACAUCAUGUUUCGAAUUUGACGAUUCCGAUCCGGUCGCACGCUAUCGACCACGACACGAAGCGAUCUUCGGUAAAGACCCCGUCUAUAGGAAUCAUCAGAUCCAACCUCAGAAUGUCACUCAGGCCAAGAUGAUUCCCUGUGAGACGCAGGCGCCAAAUAGCUUUGCGGGUGGGAUGACAGGUGGGAGUGGAACGGGUGGUGGAGCUUGUUAA
Kwoniella botswanensis is the source of this 429-nucleotide messenger RNA. RefSeq lists its product as uncharacterized. NCBI's taxonomy places the organism in Eukaryota, Fungi, Basidiomycota, Tremellomycetes, Tremellales, Cryptococcaceae. The transcript has 3 exons. The record is from RefSeq and is a predicted model, not a curated record. Bases 1 to 429 code for a protein of 142 amino acids.